Molecule: messenger RNA, 1968 nt
Organism: Leishmania major strain Friedlin
Lineage: Eukaryota; Euglenozoa; Kinetoplastea; Trypanosomatida; Trypanosomatidae
Exons: 1
Coding region: 1-1968 (655 amino acids)
Source: RefSeq, a predicted model, not a curated record
AUGCCUUCUUCUAGAGCGGCCGACAACACAAUCGACCGCAAUGCCACUGCGCCGGCCCCCACACCUAACCGCUACCAAGGUCCGUUUUCUGAGCCAGCCCGCGAGAGUGCGAAGGCAGCUGAUACACUUGCGCCAACGCAGGGAGGUGACCCGCGACGCGGCAGCGCAGGCUCCAUCCGCGUAAUCGACUUCCACGCGCCAGGCGUCACGAGCGACAGUGAUAAUGUGUGUGCUGUCACCACAUCCUCAGGGCAUGCAGCACCGCUAUCGCUGGAGGCGCGGCUGGCAGCUUUGCGCUCACGCCGCCUUGCGCGAGAGGCGCGCGCCAUCGGCGCGUCGGGAUCGGCGGUGAGCGCAUCAACCGCACCUGCGCGUCUGCCUGUUGCUCUCGCCGAACCCGCAAGAGAUGCUGUGGAACGUCCGUGUCUGGGCCACACGCUGCCUACGUUCCCACUACCACCCGGUCCGCUGGCACCGACGUUCACCUCGACCACUCCAACAGGGGCCUCAGAGCCGGCAGCCCAGUCCGCUGCCGCAACCUUCACCUUGGCGCCCCGUACCGCUAACAAUGUUAACAAGGUCGUCGCCGCUGUUAAUUCUACCACGCUCGGGGACGCUUGCUGGACGAGGUACGCAACCACGUCCCGCACAGAGACCCCCAACGCAGCGCCUUGCUCAAGCGCCUCCGUCCAGGCUGACAAGGCCGGGCAUCAUCCUGCACAGGUUGGCCGGAUGGCGUCGCAGCGUUGCUUUCCCUCCACGACGUCCUCCGUCAUGACAACCGCAUUUUCCGAGUCCCCGGUGUCCACAAACGCCGCUACGGCCUUCUCGGUGCGGGGCAGCCUGCCAUCGCAAGCGGUCGGGGCUGCACCGAGGAAUAAUGACAAGAGUGAGCCUGCGCCGCGACAUCGCGGACAGCGUUCUGCGGCUGAAGUGUCCUCACUUCGGUACCACCCGAUCAACGAUACCCAGGCAGCCAGGCGACUCUUCCCCGACGACACGGCACCUUCCAUCUAUGUAUCGCCGCUUGACACCGCGGCCGACGCUAUCCGGGGCACAAGCCCUGAGCAUGUUGAGGCGCAGCACCUUUCCCCUCUCCCGGCUGUGCAACCGCCACGCAUGUCGACUCUGGAGCAGGAUGGCGGAUGUCUCUCCCGUACUACCUCGACGCCAGAGAGGACCGGAUUGCCAUCAAUUGUGGAAAUACAAACGCUUUUGCCGACGGCAAUCUCGUCGUCAACCGGCCUCCCUACUGCUUCACGUGGCAUGGCCCGGCGUUACGGUGUCCACGCAUCACUCCGGUGCACGACAGGCGAUGCCCCGCCCUCCACCGCUUCCGCUCCUAUUCGUCCAUUUGCGCCGUUUGCGCGCCUCAUCACCACCCCACCGCGCGAGGGCUGCCCGUCCCCGCAGCCGCUCUCCGACGACAAGUCGUGGCUGAGCCGGCGGGACUUCGUUGUCCCCGGUGUGUGCUUGCACCGAGAUAGCCCCCCCACGGGAUGCACGCAGAGCACAUCUCACGAAUGCUCAUACCCGAGGCGGGUGACCUCGGCCGAGACUACCUCGUCAACUGAGGCUCGGAGUGCACGGCUGUACUCGUCGUCUGCCGAACGCGACACCUCGGUCAGCUCUGCCUUCUCGGGGAAGAUGCCCAUCUUUUCGUCAUUUCGGCGCCGCGUGAUACCGGCCGUAACGAGCCGUGUGUCGUCGUCGCCUUCGCAUGCACGCACCAGCGCACGCCACUCACUCCUCAGCAGUGCUGUCUGCACAGCCUUACUCACCACAGCCGUCCGCUCCAAGUACAAGCUGCUUGACGACAAAACCACAGUGUCGACGAAGGAGUCCGCCGAGCGAGACACCAUCGCGGAGGAGCUGGCGAUGCAGCUUCGUCUGAGCCGCUUGAAGUCGGAGUUGACGCGGCAGCGAAUGGAGCAGCGGCGACGUGGUGGGCACAUCAGCACUCUGUGA